Molecule: messenger RNA, 1689 nt
Organism: Amphimedon queenslandica
Lineage: Eukaryota; Metazoa; Porifera; Demospongiae; Haplosclerida; Niphatidae
Product: succinate-semialdehyde dehydrogenase [NADP(+)] GabD-like
Exons: 11
Coding region: 98-1606 (502 amino acids)
Biological process (GO): GABA catabolic process
Molecular function (GO): succinate-semialdehyde dehydrogenase (NAD+) activity
Source: RefSeq, a predicted model, not a curated record
AGCACAAAUUAGCAGGAGUGCCUGUAGAGUAGAGUGCCCUGAGGAGCUCAGCCAGGAGAACUAGGAGAAGACCGAAUCAAGCUAACUAGGCUUUCUAAUGGCUACCAAGUUGGUCAAUUUCUUGGGUAAAGGUGUGCCUCAAGGAGCGAGGAGCCCGUUUUUUAAAAACAGAGGAUGGAUUAACGGCCAAUGGGUAGAAGCUAAAGAGAAACGAUACUUUCCAGUCACUAAUCCAGCCAACACAGAGCUUAUUACUGAAGUUCCUGACAUGCAAAGAGAAGACGUUUUAGAAGCUAUUGAGUCUUCUUAUGCUGCUCAAAAGUUAUGGAGGAGGCAAACUGCCAAAAGUAGAGCCCUAUUACUGAGACAGUGGUAUGAAUUGAUGAAUAAACACAAAUCGGAAAUUGCAAAAAUGAUAACUAUAGAACAAGGGAAGCCAUAUACUGAAUCGUUAAAUGAAGUUAACUAUGGCAUGUCAUUUAUUGAUUGGUUCAGCGAAGAAGGAAAGAGAUUGUAUGGAGAUGUUUUGCCUUCUCCUCAAGAAAAUAAAAGAAUGUUUUUAAUGAAAGAGCCAGUAGGAGUUGCCGCUUUGAUCACGCCAUGGAAUUUCCCAUUGGCAAUGAUAACAAGAAAGGCAGGCGCUGCAUUAGCUGCUGGUUGCUCUAUAAUAAUUAAACCAUCAGAAGAAACGCCGCUAACUGCUCUGGCUAUAGCUCAGUUAUCACAUGAGGCAGGGAUACCGCCUGGCGUCAUCAACGUACUGACUUGCAGCAGAGACAGUGUCCAUGAAGUAUCUGAUGUUUUGUUGGAUGACGAGAGAAUAUCCAAAAUAUCAUUCACUGGUUCAACUGCAAUUGGAAAAAGGUUAAUAGCUGGUAGUGCUAAUACAGUGAAGAAGCUAUCAUUAGAGUUGGGGGGAAACGCUCCUUUCAUAGUAUUCGAUACUGCUGACGUCGAUGUUGCUGUAAAAGGAGCCAUUGCUGGCAAAUUCAGAAAUGCUGGACAAACGUGUGUGUCCCCCAACAGGUUAUUGGUACAAAGCAAGAUAUACAAUGAAUUUGUUGAUAAGUUAACACAAGCUGUGUCUAAUCUUAAAGUCGGUGAUGGUUUAAAUGAUGGAAUAGACCAAGGGCCACUCAUCAAUGCUGGGGCCAUUGAUAAAGUUGAGCGUCAUGUUAAUGAUGCUGUGGAUCAAGGAGGGGAGGUGUUGGUAGGUGGGACUAGAAUGACAUCGCUUCCUGGGACGUUCUAUAAUCCAUCAGUAUUGAUCAAUGUUAAUAAUGAAAUGCUAAUAACGAGAGAAGAGACAUUUGGACCCAUCGCACCGAUUAUAAAGUUUGAUACUGAAGAUGAAGCUGUCAGUAUAGCUAAUAACACACAAUUUGGACUAAUUGGCUAUUUCUAUUCGAGAGAUAUUGAUCAGAUAUGGCGUGUGAGUGAUGCCCUAGAGACAGGUAUGGUAGGUAUCAAUGAAGCUCUGCUUUCAAAUGAGGUGGGAGCUUUUGGCGGCAAGAAGCAAAGCGGAUUCGGCAGAGAAGGAUCGAAAUAUGGAAUCAAUGAAUACAUUAAUAUUAAAUACGUUUGUAUGGGAAAUCUAAAAACAUAAUAACAAUAUCAAUAUUAUAAUUGUUGUUCAGUCUUAAUAUUAAAAAACAUUGUCGUAUUUGUAGACACGGUCUUUGCUAGCAU